This is a messenger RNA of Branchiostoma belcheri (Belcher's lancelet), 3386 nucleotides long. RefSeq names its product ras-related protein Rab-40B-like. Gene Ontology annotation, biological process: protein localization to plasma membrane; intracellular signal transduction. The record is from RefSeq and is a predicted model, not a curated record. Lineage: Eukaryota; Metazoa; Chordata; Leptocardii; Amphioxiformes; Branchiostomatidae. Gene Ontology annotation, molecular function: GTPase activity; GTP binding. Gene Ontology annotation, cellular component: plasma membrane; endosome; synaptic vesicle. Bases 131 to 922 code for a protein of 263 amino acids. The transcript is spliced from 6 exons.
ACUGCUGUACACAAGGAUGUGAAGGGAAACUAGCGGUAUGUUCCCUUCUCCAUGGACCUCUACCCGUCUUUUACAUGUAGCAAUUGAACGUUGAAUUUUCCCGGGAAACCCAAGGAGAACCUUCGGGGCCAUGUCGACUCGUAGCCCGAAGAGGGACUACGACUAUCUGCUGAAGUUUCUCCUCGUCGGAGACAGCGAUGUCGGAAAGCAGGAGAUUCUGAGUGGCUUGGAUGACGGAGCAAACGAUUCCCCUUUUGGAUACGGCUGUGGGAUUGACUACAAAACUACAACCAUCCUUCUCGAUGGGAAGAGAGUCAAGUUGCAGCUCUGGGAUGCGUCAGGCCAGGGCAGAUUUUGCACCAUCUUCAGAUCCUACUCAAGAGGAGCACAGGGUAUCCUGGUGGUGUAUGACAUCACCAAUAAAUGGUCAUUUGACGGCAUUGACAGAUGGUUGAAGGAAGUAGAGGAGCAUGCACCAGGAGUACCCAAGAUCCUCGUGGGCAACCGGCUCCAUCUUGCGUUCAAGCGUCAGGUGAGCAUCCCGGCCGCCGAGCAGUACGCCAUGAAGAACGACAUGGCGUUCUUUGAAGUCAGCCCGCUCUGCGACUUCAACAUCACAGAGUCCUUCCUAGAACUGUCCAGAAUAGCCCUGAAGAGACACGGCAUCGACAGAUUUCUCAAGUGUAACAAAGUGUUGAGUCUCCAGGACCUGUGCUCCAGAGUUAUUGUCCAGUACACACACCCGCACCACAUCGAGAAGCUUCCCCUGCCCACAUCUCUACGUUCCAGACUUCGAUCAUUCUCCAACACCAGUAUGUGUGCCCACCCCAUGCCCUCCCCCUACCCCAGCAAGAGGACGAAAAUCAUCCGCCCUGACUCCCCCUCACAUGCCAGCGUUAGGAAAAGCUGCUGCAUUUCCUAGCAGGAUGGACAGUGUAGCAUAUUGUAUAUAGAUGACUGUUGUUUUAUUUGUCUUCUGUAUAGAGUAUCUAUGAAUGAUGCCUGCUUUUGCUUUUUUUUUUUGAGGAAGCACCGAGCAACUGAAACAUGACACAAAUUCCUCCUGACAUUGCAUAUGAAGGACUAGGUAAAACAUAAAGGUUAGAAGAACACAGAGGUUUAAAGUAAGAAGAGUUAAAGCUGGGAGCAGGAAACAUUGGAGUGAGUACUUGGAUGUAUAGCUUUAUUGUACUUUGCAAGACUGACCAGGCAGCUGUCAAAGUUUUGAUGAAAAAACUCACUACCACAAUUACAUUGUCCAACACUUCCCUCCUAGCAGUUACAACAGCAGUGGUCAUUUACUUAAUAUGUUCAACUCAAAGCGAUGAAGGUUAGACAUUCAGGUGGAACAUCACAUACAAGAUGAUUCAAGAAACUGGAUGAAUUCUUUGAAUAGCCAGAUAUUUCUGAUACCAUCCACUAAGUUUCAUUAAUGUAGACUUCAUCAUUCAAGAUGAAACCCUCCAGAGAAUUUAUCCCGUUACUUUUUUUUGUAUCAGCAUCUUGAGGCUUUUCUCAAAUGCUUGUACUUUGUAGUCAACGGUAUAUUUUAAGGGCUGUUUGCGGUAAAUAAUUCCAGUAUGCCGGCACGUAAAAAUGUACUCAUCCUCCCAGCUGACCUUCUUUGUGUCUGGACUUUGUUUCUAGUAUAUGUAACACACACACAAAAAAAAUGAUGCAGUUUCAAUGCACAGUGCAUCCAACAACACUACAUGUAAAGUUAUAUCCUUGUACAAAAGACCUAGUACGUAACCUGGUUCCAUUGUUACAUACCAAAAGCAGAAGCAUAAAGAAUCAUGGGGAAGAUUUGAAUUUCCAUGUAAAAUAAACUUGUGUUCCAUUUUGUACAGAUGUGUGGUAAAGGCACCACAAGUCACAUAAAAGCAUGCAGUGUAUACUGAGGAAGAAAAGAAACGUAAAGGGAAAAAGUUGCUGCAAGACGAACCCUUUAAACAUACAAGACUGACUUAAGAAGGCAUGGCUCUUGUAAAUCAGCUCUAGAUACCCUAAACAUCUACUUCAAUGACAGAAAUGUACAGAAUAUCAUGCAAACAAAAUGGCUCUUCUUCAGAGUAAUACUGAGUGAACAGUGUCAUGUAGGAAGCCAUUAGUACAUUUAACUGAUAAUAAAUAAGGUAAAUCUUGGCAGCUGUUUUUGUAUUUCAGACAACUACAGUGGAGUGUUGAUUCCUAAUUCCAGUUUGUACUUCCAGUGUACUGUAACAUGCAGUAGCCAGGCCAGUGUAGCUUUAACUGUUGCCAGUUUUAUAGUUGCAGAAAAGUUGGUUUAAGCACAAUUCAUAGUCUCUUGUGAAGCUAUUCUUUGAAGAUGUUGGCUUUUAGAACUUGCCUUUCUUGAAUCUACUUGGUACUUCGUUUGCUUAAAUACUUAAAUGAUUGUUGUAUGUGACAUGUUUUGGAAUUCUAAUGUUUUUCUCCACAUAUCAGCAGACAUCUCACGGAGUGUAUAAUUGUUUUUACAGCAAACAACUUGUGUCCAUGUAUUGUGGUCAUUUUCAGACAUCAUGAUGUACAUAAUUCUACAGAAUGGCCCUUUGCUGGAAGCCUGGCUACAAUGUUUUAUAACUAUACAAACAACUGGCUACUACAGUAAAAACUCAUCAUUCUCUACCACAUUCAAGUAGCAAGCUAAGCAGAAUAGUUUUGAUUACUGUCAAAAAUUUUAAGAUUGUCGUUCAAUGCUUGUUGUUGGCAUAUGUUAACUGGCUUUUUCAGCUAUCUUUGGGUGAAUGAAUGUCUACAUAGCCAAAAAAUAAGCUAUCAAUUAUUACCUUCAUUGUGAUAUUUGACUGAUGUGUAAAAGUUACUGCAUCACAGUUAAAACUUCUCUACAACAGGUUCAUUUUAACAGCAGGACAAAGAAUUCUAACCUAUACUUUCUAGUCUAAACAAUCGCAUAUACAUUUGUACUUUGUCUUGCCCCUCUUGUUCAAUUUUCUACUUAAAAAAGGUCCUGAGAAGACAUUUUUUGUAAUUUCAAGUCAAAACAUAUAAAUUUUGUAUCCGAAUCAAGUCAAACGUAUAAUUUGCUAUGAUUGUGUAUGCCAUUUCCAACGACCCCUUUUUUGUAAAUAUGGUACAAUAAUAUUAUGUAUAUUUGUAUACACUUUUAGGUAAGAUUUAGGUAGGAGACACUUGUAUAUCUAUAUGUAAACAUGACAUGUAAUUAGCAUGUUUUCUUACUGAAUGUCAAUGUAAACUUCCAUGGAAGGAUGGAGUAUUCUUUGUCAGGGUGCCAGUGUAGGGUACCAGUCACGUGAAUGCAAGUUAUGUAACAAGUUUCUAUUUUGGUGUAUAAAAGUGCAUUAUACUUGUGAAUGUUGGCUAAGACUUGAGCAGUGAAAUAAAGACGCUAUUGCAAGCUC